AUGGGUGUAUCAUUCUCCUGUCAGUUCGAGCAAGACGACGUGGAAGCUGCUCUAGACUCUGUCACGGUUAAGUCCAUAAGCUUCGGUGGUGAUGACGACGAGUGCAAGACUCCAAAGAGAUCUGUAAAUUUCAAUGACGGGACUCUUGAGCCAACCAUCUUGAAAUCCAUGGGAUCUGGUGGUAAAAUGGUCGUUGAGAAAUCUGUUAGCUUCAAAGGGAUGCAGCUAGAGAGAAUGAUCUCUCUUAAGAGGUCUCUCUUGAACACGAAAGACAAUGCUGGUAUCGCUAGAGAACUCUCAGUUCUUGAUCCCAGGAACCCUAAACACGAAGCUGCUAUUAAGUUACAAAAGGUUUACAAAAGCUUCCGUACUAGGCGAAAGCUAGCUGAUUGUGCAGUGCUUGUGGAACAAAGCUGGUGGAAACUAUUGGAUUUUGCUGAGCUGAAGAGAAGUUCUAUAUCUUUCUUUGAUAUUGAGAAGCAUGAGACCGCGAUUUCGAGAUUGACCCAAGACAUCGGUAUGGACACAACCUACACUUUUACUACAACAAGUGGCUUCAUUGUCAGAGUAGAGAGCCUUUCUUCUACUGGUAAUUACUUUUCAUUGCUUGAUAUUGGAGAGGGUAAAGAAGUAAAUCUUGUGGAGAAAUGUUCUAGAACAAAACUUCAGCAACAGUGCAUCAAGUACCUUGGGCCGAUGGAAAGAAAAGCUUAUGAGGUUGUUGUGGAAGACGGCAAGUUCUUUUACAAGAAUACCGGAGAAAUGCUUCAAACUUCUUCAAUGGAAGAUAGUGAUUCCAAAUGGAUCUUUGUACUCAGCACGUCGAAAGUGUUGUAUGUUGGGAAGAAGAAGAAGGGUACGUUUCAACAUUCAAGCUUCUUAGCUGGAGGAGCUACUGUUGCUGCAGGAAGAUUAGUUGUUGAGGAUGGUGUUCUCAAGGCUGUCUGGCCACAUAGUGGACAUUAUCAACCUACUGAAGAGAACUUCUUGGACUUCUUGUCUUUCCUUAGAGAAAAUGAUGUUGACAUCACUGAUGUAAAGAUGAGUCCAACAGAUGAAGAUGAAUUCUCAAUGUACAAACAGAGAAGCACUCAUAUGAGAAAUCAUUCUUUGGAAGAGGAUUUGGAGGCUGAGAAUACUGUUUCAUUUCAAGAAAGAGCUGAUCCAAGAGAGGAAGAAACAACUCCAGUGAUGGUUAACAUCGAAACACCGAAGAAGAUGGAUUCUUUGAGUAUCUUUGGGGAGGAAACCCAAUCCAAAGUAACUGAAGACUAUGAUUCAGGUGAUGAGGAGGAGGAAGAGGAAGAGAUUUUUGAGUUAGAACAAGAACCAAUGCCUUCAGAACAAACCUCACCCAAAGGAAGAGAGGAAGAAGAAACCAAAGAGAGUGAAGAAGUAGUCAAUAUUCCAGAAGAAUCAAUCCUAAAAAGGAUAAAUUCAAAAAAGGAAAGUAAAUCUUUCCAACUUGGGAAACAAUUGUCAUGCAAAUGGACAACAGGUGCAGGACCAAGGAUCGGUUGUGUAAGAGAUUAUCCAUCAGAGCUUCAGUUUCAAGCACUGGAGCAAGUCAACUUGUCUCCAAGAAGUGCUUCUGUUUCAAGACUUUGUUUCUCCUCUUCAUCUCAAACGCAAACGCCUCAGAUGUCACCGUUAUGGAGAGGGAUGUCAUUACCUGGAGAUGUCACAGAUUCAUAA
Molecule: messenger RNA, 1695 nt
Organism: Eruca vesicaria subsp. sativa (arugula)
Lineage: Eukaryota; Viridiplantae; Streptophyta; Magnoliopsida; Brassicales; Brassicaceae
Source: the annotation of a GenBank genome assembly